This is a messenger RNA of Megalopta genalis, 4124 nucleotides long. Its product is annotated as calmodulin-lysine N-methyltransferase. Gene Ontology annotation, cellular component: cytoplasm. The record is from RefSeq and is a predicted model, not a curated record. Lineage: Eukaryota; Metazoa; Arthropoda; Insecta; Hymenoptera; Halictidae. Gene Ontology annotation, molecular function: calmodulin-lysine N-methyltransferase activity.
UUCCGCGAUAUAGACUUACGUGCGUGCAACGUCGAGACCGAGCAUUGUUGAGAACAACGAUCGUGGUUCUGUCGAAAUCGAUUGAAAUUGUCGGGAAUCUUGGCAGGCGUUUAUCUCGAUCGUGGUUGCACAGUCGCGCACGCGACAUUUCUACGUCGUAAAACCGGCCGGCCCGUAAAGUAAACGUGUUUUGGUUCCGAUGACAAUGAGAUUGAUUUACGACGGAAUUAAGACUCGAAAGCAUGGUCAGAUCGAUCAAAGAAAUUUUGCAACCGAAGAAAAGUAACAAAAAAGACGAAUUAGCGGGAGAACGACGACACUGGCGCUCCGCCGUCACGACUACUGCGAGUCGCACACGCUACUGCCCACGCCAUUCGCACCGGAACCCGUCGGAUCGCGUCGCGGCGAGUUUUCCAAGUCCGAUCGUAAAUCACAUUAUCCCGGUCAUUAUCCCGGAAACCGCAACACAAUUCUAUACAAUAGCCCGGCCAAUUUUACAUUACUUGCGUGUGUAUCAGUGUUGACGUUUACGUUGACGUUGACGCUUGGACACAUUUGUUAUGACAUUAUUCGAUGUACUAUUUCAAAUAACAUGUUACUUUAUUUCGUAGUUAUUCUCAUGCCUGUGAUCCCUUCUGACGUAACAUUAUUUGAAAUAUUAUUUCACGUAACGCGUUAUUUUGUUAUCUAAUUAUUCGAAAUAACUAUGAAGUUAACGUUAACGUGUAGGGCUGGUUUACACCUUUCCGCCCUAACCAAGUUACUGCGAAGAUUUCAUCAGGUAAAAUCGUUUGGUUCCUUAUCGCUCACAGCAUUAUUUCUUUUGGCUAAUUUGAAGUAAGGAACAAACGAAAUAAUGCGUCAUUUGCAAUCGCUUUCUCUCCAACGAUAUUAUAUUUAUUUUCAAAUAACGGUCUGAACGUUAUCUCUCUCAUUUUUAUUUCAAAUAGUUCAGAUCCGAACGUAGCCGCGUUAGCACCGUGAAACGUAAACUAAGCCCCUACGGCCGGCAACCGUUGAGACAGCUGCACGUGCCCCUUGCGCGACAACCGUGCUCGCGCCGUUACGAGCGGGAAAUGUCGUAACCGUUUCCUUCGGCUCCUCCGUUAGUCCGAAGCGUAAAGUUUACACUGUUGGGUGGAAACUGGACGGCGAUUUCGCGAUCGUGGAAAACAUAGGAGGUUCCUGCGAUCUCGAAUGAAGAACGCACAGACAUCGCGGACCGUUUAAACUUAAACGAAGCACGGCAGGCAAAGGUAAAUAUCUCUCCGCGGAGCUAUCGGGAACAUAACAAACAGCGGGGGGUGGUAUAUAUCGAAAAAAUUGAUUGUUUCGGUAGCCGCUGGCCCACGGCGUCGGUCUCUCGCGGCAAACGGAAACAUCUAUAUUUGCUCUGGCAAGCGGAGCCUAUCGACUUCACGCUCGAACGAAACCGCGUGUAUUUAGCGUAUUUGUAUUUGUAUUGCCGUCGCGCUCGUCGCUUGUCGCCGCCGAGAGUUCUAUUCGUGUCAAACGAUUUUCUAGCACCCGAGACGUCGUCGUCGUCGUCGUCGUCGCCACCACCAGAGAAACUGGGGGAUCCUCUCGACCGCGUUACGAUCCCCGGUAUCGAGCAAUUUGGCAUUCGACGCGUCCUUCUUCCGUGGGAAAUACUUUGGCACCGAUUCACGGCACUUAUUGCGCGACACUCGAUCGUUCUUACGGUCUUUUCCGGCCGCUGAUUUCGUUUUCGGGAUCGAGCCUCGACCGCGCGUGUCCCGUAUCCGGCCGCGGGGGUGGUUAUUCGGGGGUGGAUUCGCGUUCGUGUCGGUUACAAGCGACGAGAUACGCCAAGCUGCGAGCGGGGUAACGCGUAAAAGUGGCGCGAGGGUCAAGGGACAAGAGACGCGGGACGAGGUUAGGGUCAAGGGUGCAGGGGAGGAAAGGGGUUGCGCGGGACGCGUGUGUUACGCGCGCUCGUUACGGACGUGUGCGGUACACAGAAAUAUAGGAACGUAUGCAGGAAAGACGGAGAUAUAGGAAUACAGUGAUAUAGGAAGAGACGAGGGCGACGAGGAGGAGGCGCAGGCGCGAAAUCGGACGCGGUGAACGCUCGACGGCCGACGCGCCGCGCCGAGCGGAGCCGCGCGAUGGCCCGACGUCCGCGUGGCGCGCGAGUUAGAAGUCGGCCUCGGUCUUUUAGUGUCGGCCCGUUCCUUCGCACGGUCUCGUUGUAGCUUGCAACCGCUCGCCGGUAGAUUCGUAUCCAGGAAAGUUCCUCUUCGCAAUUUUCUUUCGGAAGCAACGAUCGCUCUUCCAGCGGUCUUCUUCUUCUUCGCUCUCUUCGGCAUCGUUUCGCCGGCAGAGCGCGGCGACGGUCCGAAAUGAACGCGAGGUUCGCGACGCAGCGAUUUCACGGCGGUACCCGCGAAUUCCCGGCUUCGAGCGGCUCCGGCUGCCUCGGCGUUUGCUGAUGAACCGAUGAGACACCCCGUAUCGAAUCGAGUCGCUCCGUGAGAGCGGGGGUUGAAAGAAUCGGUCGUCGCGUAGACGAAAGAUCGAGACGUGGAGAGAAGGCAUGGGGGACGAAGGAUUCGGGGAGAAGGAGCCACGGAAGAGGAGCACCGCGCAAAGCCGAUGGCGCAUUCUCGCGAAGACGCUGAUCGGCCCGCGGGCGAACGAGAGGUUCGCGGAGCCGGAGAACGAUCUGAACGACGUGUCCGUUCGCCGUUUCACCAGCUUCGGCCUGCUGAAGACCGUCCGGCUGGAGAACGCCGGGUCGAAGGAGGAGGAGCCGGGCACGAGGUGGUACGAGUACUCCGGCAUUUUGGAGAACCGGAAGUUCACCGUGCAGAUCCGCUGGCUGAAGAACAACAGCUUCACGGCGAACGAGCUGAUCGGCUUCAACAACACCGGGAACGUGUGCGUCUGGCCUUCGGAGGAGUGUCUGGCUUACUAUCUGCUGAAGAACCGCGAUAUCUGCCGGAACAAAAGGGUUCUCGAGCUCGGGGGUGGCAUGAGCUGCCUGGCGGGCGUGAUCGCGGCCAAAUAUUGCGAUCCGAGCGGCGUCGCGCUCACCGAUGGCAACGCGACCAGCGUGGAGAACGUCCGGCGCAUCGUCGCCAGGAACGAGAUGGCCGAUCUCGUCGAGUGCUGCGUCGUCCGAUGGUCCAAGGCGGCCAGGGCGAUCAGGACUGCGAGAUCGGCGAAAUCGUUUCCGUACGGCAACCACAUCGGCCUCCGAAUCAAGAACUGGACGGCCGGAGACGACGACUCGCCGAUCGCCCCGGAGAAAUCGUACGACGUGAUCCUGUGCGCGGACUGCCUGUUCUUCGACGAGGUGCGCUCCGAUCUGGUGGAAACGAUCUACGGCUGGCUGGCGAACGACGGCAUGGCCCUGGUGAUGGCGCCCCGACGGGGCCAGACCUUCGAGAGGUUCGCGGAUGCGGCCACCAAACGGGGCUUCACGGCCAGACGGAUUGAUCGCUACGACCACAGGAUUUGGUCGAGACAUCUGGAGCUGUUGGACCACAGCCAGGAGUAUUGUCCGGACCUCCAUUAUCCGAUCCUUUUGGAACUGACCAAGCAGAAGAGGAUGCCGUCCGGAUGACCAUCGAUAACGACCAACCGAACGAAUCCUUUGUCUCCGAGCGUCGCCGUGCGAACGCCGGGGCGAAACGUCGUCCGCGUUAUCCUACUUCUCGUAGAACCGAGUUCUCGAUAAUCCUCUAGCCACGUUUCUACGUUUCUAUCGUAGACGUUCCGCGACGGCGCCGCAACGGGCCGAAGCGACGAGGUCGUGUCGAAAUUAAAAAGGACAAAACUUUUGAUAGUAAUGAGAUACGAAGCGACUGAUCGUUUGUUACGUUCAAGCUGAACAGAGAGAACGCAUCGUGUUGCGAAAGUAAUCUCGAUUUUCUUGCGAGUUAUUAUUUAUUUGGAAGAUUACUUUCACGACAACUCGAUGGUCCGAAUAUCUUUUUAACAUUGACAACUUCUGUAGAAAUGUUCCGACAAAAUUGUGACUUAUUCGACGCGCCGAUUUCGAAUCCGAUCGCAAGAUUUAUCCAGUACAGUAAUGUCUCCCCGACUGACGCUCGGAUUGUACACAAAAAUGGACAAUUUGGGAACAAGAGAUAAGAUUA